Osmia bicornis bicornis is the source of this 7552-nucleotide messenger RNA. Its product is annotated as receptor-type guanylate cyclase gcy-4-like. Gene Ontology annotation, biological process: positive regulation of kinase activity; cell surface receptor protein tyrosine kinase signaling pathway; protein phosphorylation. The coding region runs from base 614 to 4600 and encodes 1328 amino acids. The record is from RefSeq and is a predicted model, not a curated record. Gene Ontology annotation, molecular function: ATP binding; transmembrane receptor protein tyrosine kinase activity. The transcript is spliced from 12 exons. NCBI's taxonomy places the organism in Eukaryota, Metazoa, Arthropoda, Insecta, Hymenoptera, Megachilidae. Gene Ontology annotation, cellular component: signaling receptor complex.
GCAGUUGUUCAGUGUUGCGCCAACGGUCGUACGGUGAAGAUGUAUGUCGAUUGUUGUUCGUACCGUCGUUUAACCGAAUUUCGCAUUUUUAUCAAUUAACCAACGCGAAAGAAAUCGAACGCGUAUUCGAUGAAAGUUGCCGCGGAGGAAAAGAGGUCGCGCGACGUCGUUCGAACGCGCGUCCGUUAAAGGGUCCGCGCGUUUCUUCAACCCCUUUCAUCGGUAUACGCGACACGAAGAAGACUAGUUUUAUGUAACGUUUUCUGGUGACCUAGAAAAAUAACCGACCAGGCUGGAGCGAUUAGAUAAACCGUGCAGAAAAGGCUGAAACACGGUGUCAGUGAAUAUGAAAUGUCUCAAAUAUGGAAGACUGGGGAAAAGAAAUCUGAAGUUCCAUUGACUCUCAUCGUUGUUACGAUGUCUUCUCUUUGCUCGACGCGGACAAAACCGUAGGUGUUGUACGUGACUAUAUAUGCAUAGAGAAACGUGCGCUAUGCCGCACCAAGUGUUCUUAACUGUUUCAUGGGAUUCCUCGUACAAGAUAUAAGCCGGAGGACGAACGGGAUAUCGGUUUAAACUACAAUUUCUAUGAAAUGAAGAGAAGAAAAUCAAGAUGCUGAGAGCUGGGUCUAUAUUUGGUGUGUUGGUCCUGUUGAUCAUCGCAAAUAUCGUAAUGUCGAACCGUUGCCUAACGAAGCUCGAAGAGGUCAAUCCGAAGAGGGUGGUCCAGAUGGACGGACAAUCAUUGAGCAUUAAUUUCGAGGUUUCCGAUAGAGUGACGCAGAGGCUAUCCACGAUAAUAAUGAAAAUCUUCUUGACGGAAGUGCUCGGUUACACAGGAGUGUCCGUCUUUGAAGUCGAAGAUGAAUUCAAUGCGAGCGACACUUUCAGGAGGUUGACCGAUGGCGUCUCUUUCACUGGACAGAGAAUACUCCCAAUGUCAAUGGUGAACAUGGAGGUAUGGGUCCCGCCACAGUUGGACACGAUGCCAUUGUUAAACUCGAACGACGUGAAGGAAUGCGGUUCCAUUGCACCGCCAGGUCAUUUCGGUUGGUUCGUUCCCGAAUCGUUAUCCAGGCUCGGUGACAGUUGGAUAACCUUCGCCAGACGAGAGACAGUGGCUCGAUUCGAUGUCGAUGAAAUCACGUUAAAUAAAAUCAAGAAUUUCACCGUGAAUCCAGUCAACAGAACUUAUUACUGCAAGGAAACGUACUGUCAGCAAGGAAUGUAUGUUCCGGAACGAUGUCAGGGUCAACCUUGUGCUCUGCUAUUGACCAGUUAUCCAAAUGUAACUGACUAUGUGAGAGAACAUAUCGACGAGUUAAAUUUAUAUGUAAAAGUAAUUUGGGUCGGACCGAACCUGAAGCAUCUGACUGAAACGUUGAUCAGGGAAUACUCGACGGUGCCAUAUGCGAAUAGAUCUCUGGUGAUCUUGCACUGGACACCGAGCAGCGUGAUACCCAACGAGCGCGACUUCACAACCAUCGAAUUCCCCCGCUGCAGCAGUAAAACCACCGAAGUCGGUUGCAAAUACGAAUCCAACAGGCUGACGAAAUUAGUCUGGGCCAGGCUAGAGUACAUCGCGAAGCUCGCCUUCGAGGCGAUCAAUCACGCUAGGUUCACAGGCGAGAUGUACGAGGACCUGAUCAAUCGUUACAACAAAUUGUCAGGAAGCAUGGACGAAGAGGAAAUUGCGUGCGAUUGGUUGAGGGACAAUUUGAACUACACCCUGGACGUAUGGAUGCCGAACAAUGCCGACAAAAAUAUUCUCUUCGUGGGUGGGAUAUUCCCCAUGAACGAGGCGUUUUAUUCUGGUAAAUCGAUCCUGAUCGCAGCCAGAAUGGCGAAGGAAGCGAUCAACGUGAACAACACGGUCCUCAGGGAUUACAAUCUGACCCUGUUGGCUAGCGACGGUCAAUGCAAAUCGGACAUGGUGAUGAGGUCCUUCAUCGAUUACAUAGUUCACAAUCAGUACGAGAAAUUGGUCGGUGUCUUGGGACCAGCUUGCUCGGAAACCGUGGAACCACUCGUUGGAGUUUCGAAGCACUACAAGACGGUCGUCAUCAGCUAUAGCGCUGAAGGAUCCAGCUUCAACGAUCGCACGAAAUACCCGUACUUCUUCCGUACGAUCGGCGAAAACAAGCAGUACAAACAUGUUUAUCUGCAGCUGUUGAAGAAACUAGGAUGGCGACGAGUGGCGUCGUUGACGGAGGACGGACAGAAAUACACGGAGUACAUAUCCUACAUGCAAGACAUGUUAAGGGACAAUGGGAUCGUGUUCGUGGCGAAUGCUAAAUUCCCAAGAGAACGGGAGGCUGAUGUGAUGACUAAGUACCUGCAAGAUUUGAAGCAGAAAAGGGCAAAAAUCAUCAUCGCUGAUGUGUAUGAUCAAGUAGCUCGGCAAGUGAUGUGCGAGGCGUACAGAUUAGAAAUGACUGCUGUUCAGGGGUACGUUUGGUUCCUGCCUCUUUGGCUUCGCCCGGAAUGGUACGACACCGAUCAAUACAAUCAACAAGGGGAACAGGUGCCAUGUACUACGUUCGAAAUGAGCAAAGCUAUAAACGGUCACCUAGGUCUGUCGCACGCGUAUUUCGCUCCGGACGACGACAUUAUGCAACAAGGAAUAACUGUAAGACAAUGGCGCGAUCGUUACGAGCAAUAUUGUCAGAAGAAACGUCAACCACCUUCGAAUUACGCUGGUUUCGCCUACGAUGCCAUGUGGACGUACGCUUACGCGAUGGAUAGGCUUCUUAAGGAGAAUCAGAGCUACGUCUUUGAUCUUCAUAGUAGUCAGACUAUCAAUAGAUUGACGGACAUCAUUGGCGCGACGGAUUUCUAUGGGGUGUCAGGGAGGAUCAAAUUCUUCGGUGGUCCUUCAAGAUACUCGGUGAUCAAUAUUGUCCAGUUCGUCAACAACGAAACCCGACUGGUCGGUAAUUUCUACCCAAAUGUAUCAGAAACGAAACACGAAGUGGUCGGUGGUAGAUUGGACUUGAACGUGUCCGCCUUCACGUGGCUGUCGAAGACAAUGCCCGACGAUGGUUUAGAACCACCCCAACGAUGCGUGAUAGCCGGAUUCGCUGAUUUCUUGAACGUAUCCUGUGAAGUCGCUUUUGUUAUAGUUAAUUUCCUAGGCUUCGGUUUACUCGGCGUUAUUUUGAUCAUUGGAUUCUUCAUCAUUAAAAGAAAAUACGAACAGAAAGUACGUCUUCACGAGAAGUACAUCAAAUCAUUGGGCUUGGAUUUCGCACACGCUGACACUUCUGAUUUGGACAAGUGGGAAAUACCCCGAAAGAGUGUAGUGAUUAACCGAAAAUUAGGGGAGGGUGCAUUCGGUACCGUCUACGGUGGUGAGGCGUACUUCGCUGAAAAAGGGUGGCUCGCUGUGGCUGUGAAAACACUGAAAGUUGGAAGUUCCACCGACGAGAAAUUAGAUUUCCUUAGCGAAGUUGAAGUAAUGAAGAGAUUCGAACAUAAGAACAUCAUUAAAUUGUUGGGGGUGUGUAUCAAGGGCGAGCCUGUGUUAACCGUCAUGGAAUUUAUGCUGUAUGGUGAUCUGAAGACGUAUCUUCUCGCUCGAAGGCAUCUUGUUAAUAAUCAUGGUUACGAAGAUUCGGACGAAAUUUCGAAUAAAAAAUUGACCGCGAUGGCGUUGGACGUGGCCAGGGCGCUCAGUUACCUGGCUCAAAUGAAGUAUGUUCAUAGAGACGUUGCCUCUAGAAACUGUUUGGUGAAUGCUCACCGUGUGGUGAAGCUCGGUGACUUCGGUAUGACCAGGCCGAUGUACGAAAACGAUUAUUACAAAUUUAAUAGAAAAGGUAUGUUGCCAGUGAGAUGGAUGGCACCAGAAUCUCUAGGUCUAGGAAUCUUCACUCCAGCCUCGGAUGUCUGGUCCUAUGGUGUUCUACUUUAUGAGAUUAUCACUUUCGGCAGUUUCCCAUUCCAGGGGAUGAGCAACAACGAGGUGCUUACUCAUGUGAAGAAUGGAAACUCGCUGGCUGUUCCUAAAGGAGUGAAGUGCCAACUAGAAAAUAUGAUAUAUUCUUGCUGGAGGGUGGACCAUACGAAGAGGCCAACCGCCCCCGAGAUCGUCGAUUUCCUAGCCACGAAUCCCCGAAUAAUAUCCCCGUGUUUAGACGUUCCUUUGGCCAGCGUGCAGAUGGAGCACACCGGACAGCUCGAUAUGCAAUUAACAGAGAACUUCCGGAAAUUCUCUUUGCCCUGGCCACCUAAUGCUCAGACUACUCGAUCCUCCACGUCGAUCUCCAGUCCUUCGGAGAUGCCCAAUCCUCCUCUGCUCGACAUAAACUGCCAGGACGAUAAACAGAACCAAGACUCGCUAUUAGGUGACGCGACCUCCGAUCUGGACAGUACGAAACCUUUAUUGAUGAAUUCGGAAAAUUCGUCGUCGGGAAUAGCACUGCAAAAUUUGCAGAAGAACGAAGAACAGGCGCACAGAUACGUGAACAUUCAACCUGGUGUAUCAGCCAGCUUCGAUUAUCCUGGAAAAGGACGUAAAGAUCCUGGAAAUAUUCAAAUGGAAGAGAGGAACGCUAUGCUGUCGAAACAGAGGCAUUCGGAGGAUGUCUCGAUACUUUGACAGCACCAACCGCUAAUGAUUUCGCGACAGAAAUCAGUGGUGCACUUCUACAGGCGCGCCGAGGGCAUAUUUGGAAAAUAUGCGAAAUGGUCGUACAGAAAGUCGAGCGUUUAAUCGAUCAGCCAUGAUUGAUCAGAGGAUAACAUGAUUCCAAGUACGAUCUGGUAUAUCCCGGUUCCUCGAGAGGAACUUCAGGCAUCGUUAAACUUUUUGUUCACGUGAAGAUUAAAAUCCUGCCGAUUAAGUUGACGAUUAAACGAAGCUACAGACAAAUCAUAAGUACCAGUGAUGAACACGAUACGAUAUCAGUUGCAAUAAGCGAAAAUAUACCGGUGCGAGUAUGGAGAUGAACUGAUUCCGUAGAUUUUCGCUCAAUCCACUUUUGAGACUGAUACAUACACGCAUAUAUUAUAUAUAGAAGAAUUAAGUUAUCGAUGCGACAACGAUGGAAAUCUCUGGAAAAAUUUCAACAGAGAAGAAAUAUUUUUUUUUUUUCAUAGUUAUAAAGAAUUUGAGAUAAUUUCAAUAGAUAAAGAAUAAUGAAUAAAGUAUUUUCUUAUUUAAUGUAGAAAUUUCCAUCGAGGUUGCGACAAAGAGAAAUAAAAGAAAGGCUGCUUCAAUUACGACUGACAAACUUCGUUUCCGCGCAAAAUUUCACAAGUAGCAUUUUUUCUGUUCACGUACAGUCAUUUAUAAGAGUAUUGCAGUACACGAAAAGAUCGGUGACUGUUUGAAAACAAUUAAAUCAGAAGACUUUCCAGGCAAUCGUAUCGAGAAUAAGUUCGCGCAUUUUCAGACGAAUCAAAAGAAUAAAAAACAAGAGCAAUAUUUUUACACGGAGCACCAAUGUUCACGUAACCAUGACAUUUGUAUAGAGACGUAUAUAUUUUAUUCAAACACGUUUCAAAAUCGCCGGGAACAUAGUUAAUGAAGAUAAAGGGUCCGACUAGUCGCCCUUCCAGUUCCAAGUAUAUAUGUAUACACGAUAUAAUAUAUUUUUUGACCCGCCUUUUACGCAAUAUACCUAUUACUUAGCAAUUUAGAAGAAGAAGAAGAAGAAGAAGAACAAGAAGAAGAAGAAGAAGAAGUAGAAGAAGAAGAAAGCUGGGAAUCCAGUUUCUAGAUCCUCGCUAGAAUCCUAAUGAAAUGCAACAAAACGGUUACUAUAUUAUAUACAAGAUCACACCUAGCGAUUAUUUAUUAAUUUAACCAGAGAAACUCUGAUCGAGACUACUUUUUGUAAAAUACAAUUAACGUAUCAGAAUAUUCUCUUGUCGCGGGCUUCGUACUGAAAGCAAUUUAUUUUUAUUUAUAGUUAGAAACGUGGCUCGUGAUGAGAGGGAUGAUUAGUCUAUUUCUUUAGGUGCAAUAACAUUCUACGUCUUUGUAUAAACUACUAAAGAUUUCUUAGAUAUAUAUGUAUGUUAUUAAUGGGGUACAUGUCAGAGUGGCCAAUCUACUUUUAAAACACGAUUAUACAUGUUGAUGUUUGUAUAAAAUUUAUCAAAAUAUAUUCUAUUCUCGUUGUUUGAUAUCGGCGUGACUAGGUAGGGCGCAGGGUGAGCUUGCCCCCCUUCCAAAAAGAAACGGACUGGAACCCUUAUCAAUCGAAGAUUUUAAGAUUUGACCGUUCCAGAAUUCCAAAAUUCUAAUAAUUUUGAAAAACAUCCUAGUCACGUCGAAGUUGCUUGAAAUAUUUAUACUUUUAAUUAGAAAAUGAUAGAAAAAGAUAUUCAAUGAUAAUCAUUAGAAAUUAGAUUAUAAACACAGUGAUGAAUAGAUGUGAUUAUAAUAGAAAAAUUUCGUGAAAAUUUGUUUAAAUAUGUUUAAAUAUUGUUGAAAAUUUGUAAAUCUAUUGGUCACACGAAUUUGUACCUGUGUAACUACAGGUUGCCUGAAUUUUAAUGCCAAUGGUCAAAAAAACGAUAUUCUUUCGUUCCAUUAUAAUUAGUUUAUUAACAAGACGAUUUAUUUAUUUUCGUAUUUAUUAUGGAUGUCGAGACUUUGACCACUUUCGUUGCUCAUUAUUCUAAGGACGUUUUCAUACUUUAUAUGAUUUUUCUAGUAAAGCAUUUUUUUUUUCUUUUUGUUUUCUCUUUUUAUUUAUCCAAAGAAUAUGUUCCUAGUGUUUGACCAAUUAAAAUUCAGACACUCUGUGCCCUCUGUAAGCGUUAAACUAUCAUCGUUGUCUAGUUAACAAUUAUGAAUCAGUGAUGGGCAGAUAAAGUGCUCACUGAGAAGCUCGUGGGUAAUUUGGUAAUUUGAAGAUUUGAAAAUUAAGAAAUAUCAAAUUGAGAAGUUGAGUAAUUGACUAUCCAUCAUUACCCCUCGUGGGCAAAAUUGCCUAUUGCUGCUGUAAUCACAUAAGAUGACUGAGGGGAACGAUUAACCGACAGAAAGUAUUUUAAAAUUCUCACGUUAAUUCCAGUUCGUAGUUGCUUCGAAUUCACAAAACCAUGAAAUACCUUCAAUCGUACGUCCAUUUUUUUUUAUACCUUCGAAGCGAUUUAGAAAAAAAGCACUCGAUCAUAAUUCAUGUUACAUCGCGUCGAUCAACGACACGCUUAUCGUAGUACUUAGUGGUAAAUUUCUUCUUCUAUUUUCCUUUUUUUUUAUGCCGGGUAUAAUUAGACUAAUCAAGCAAACAUCUGUUUUCGAAGAUGUAACAAGGCUUUUCUUCUACAUUUUCUGUAGAAAAUGAAAAUGAAAUAAUCGUACACGAUAACGUGUACGGGACAGUACAAUCCUUCCUAAAUAGCUUUACAUUAAAUUUCACUGUAAUAAAAUCUAUCGCGAUGUUAUUUAUUCAUAAAUUGUACAGUUGUAGUUUUAUAUUCGUUGCAGAUGAUAAAAUGUAUGAAAUGUUACGCGUCUAUUGUUCUUGUACAGAUAUAGUUAUCGAUCGAUAACAUAUUUAUUAUGCUUUCACAAAUUAAAUUAUAUAGAAAAACG